AUGUGUCUUACGAUUCUCCAUCCAUGCGCGUCAAUUGAUGAUAUUCGUAAUAUUUCUGCUGAAUUAGGAUCUGAUAUAUCGUUACGCUGCGAAAUUCCUCAUUUGCCGACAAAUGCCGUGGUUACGUGGGUCUAUCGUCAACGACAAGAACAUUCUGCUCGGAACUCACCACCGACCAAAUGGCUGCCGUUGUAUGCGAAUUCUCGCCGUUUGACCCAAAAUGGACUCCGUUUCGCCCUUGAUUUCACUGGUUAUACGGCGAUGGGAGGUCAUCAUACAUCAAUAUUAACAAUAAACAGUCUAACAAAUUCUGAUGAAGGAGUUUAUAUGUGUAAAUCGAAUCAUAAACAUUCGAAAACGGUCAUAUUUGAUGUUCAUGUUGUGGCCGCAAUGUCCAUUUAUCCACAAGAUGGUAUAAUUGAAUUACAACAAAACGAUUUCUGGCUAAAUUAUCCCAUUAAUUUCACAUGUACCAUAAGAAAUUCAAAUGUUAAUAAGAAACACUUAUUAUGGUAUCAUAAUAACCAAGAAAUUCGAAAUAAUUCUCUCAAUCACUAUCACCGGCACACGACAUCGUCUCACACGCUGAUCGGAUAUCCUCAACAUACCACUGAUGAAGCGAGAUUAACAUUGAUUAUUCGACAUCUUCUCGCAAAUGACAGUGGUGCAUACACAUGUAAAUAUAAGCAAAUCACAAAACAAGUUAAUUUGGUGUUCACAUCUGAUGCACGUGUAUAA
Didymodactylos carnosus is the source of this 738-nucleotide messenger RNA. NCBI's taxonomy places the organism in Eukaryota, Metazoa, Rotifera, Eurotatoria, Philodinida, Philodinidae. The record is from the annotation of a GenBank genome assembly.